Molecule: messenger RNA, 5988 nt
Organism: Entamoeba invadens IP1
Lineage: Eukaryota; Evosea; Mastigamoebida; Endamoebidae
Product: 40S ribosomal protein sa, putative
Exons: 2
Coding region: 1-5988 (1995 amino acids)
Biological process (GO): translation; protein phosphorylation
Cellular component (GO): small ribosomal subunit; ribosome
Molecular function (GO): protein kinase activity; structural constituent of ribosome; ATP binding
Source: RefSeq, a predicted model, not a curated record
AUGAUAACAUUGUUGUUAUUGAGUUUAUCUUGUGGUUUAAAGUGGUGCAAAGAAAGAAGGUCUCUCUUUUGUGUCACAAAGGAACGUGAAUGCUCUCCAAUGUAUGAGUGGAGCAUUGAAAGUGAAACUGUAUAUAUUGGGACUUCACAAAACCAAUUGUUAAUUUAUUGUGAAAUACCAACAAUACUUAAUGUAAUUUUUGAAGGUGCUAACGAUUUAAAACUUGUGUUUGACAAGAAUAAUAUUUAUUAUAAUGUUACACGUGGUGAUAUUGAUGAUAACAAGACAAACAACAAACUGUCUGUUGAAACUUUAAAAAGAAGUUGUAAUCUCACUGAAAAUUGUGAAGAAUGUUCUGCGGUGGAAAUUACUACUGUUUGUGUUAGGUGCAAAACAGACCAUUAUUUGAUAAAUGGGUUUUGUUUUAAAUGUGGUAUAAAUUGUAUUAUUUGUGAAGAUUCAACUGGCAAUUGCUUAAAAUGUAUUACUGAUUAUUUCACUGAUAAUGGUUUAUGUAUGGAAUGUCCUAAACAAUGUAGUGCAAAUCAAUGUUUAAGUGAUGGUUGUACAAAGUGUAUGGAUGGAUUUUUGUUGAUUGACAAGAAUUGUUUUAAAUGUAAAGAUCCAUGUUAUCAUUGUUCUGGAACUUUAACGUCUUGUACUGCAUGUAAAACAGAAAUGUAUUUAGAAGAAAACACAUGUAAAAGUUGUCAAUAUAGUUGUGUUGAUAAAAAGUGUAAUCAUGAUAAUGGAUGUACUUCUUGUAAAGUCAAUUUUGUACUCAUUGGGAGAAGUUGUUAUCCGUGCUAUGAUGGUUGUAUUCAAUGUACUGGAAAAUCAUACAACCAAUGUACUGUAUGUCAAAACAAUUAUUAUUUAAGUGGAGGAGAAUGUCGACAAUGUGAUAAUAAUUGUAAUAACUGUUCAACAAUUGAAGGAUGUAAAAAAUGUAAUACUUAUUAUUUUGUAAAAGAAAAACGUUGUACUAAAUGCCCUGAUAAUUGUUUCACUUGCACUUCAGAGCUAUUCGACAGUUGCACUGAAUGUGUUGAGGGGUUUUAUUUGGAAGGAGGCGAAUGUAAAACAUGUGACACCAAUUGUCAACUUGGAAAGUGUUCUCCAACAUUCGGUUGUACAUCAUGUAAAGAUGGGUUUUAUAACACAUCUUUGAUUUGUAAAUCUUGUGAUUCUUCUUGUUUGACUUGUUCGGAAAGCGGAACUAAUUCUUGUCUUUCGUGUAGAGAUGGCGUGAGUUUUUUAGUUGGAAAUACUUGUCUUAGUUGUGUUUUAAAUUGUAGUCCAGGAAAAUGUUCAAACACUACUGGUUGCACAAUGUGUAUCAAUGGAUAUUAUGUUCAAAACAAAAUGUGUUUCAAGUGCGAUUUAAAUUGUGCGACAUGUGAAAAUUUCAGUACAAAUUGUACCUCGUGCGACGAGACUUAUUAUUUACAAAAUGGCAAAUGUUUGCGUUGUCAUCACAGUUGUGUACCGGGUAAUUGCCAACAAUCAACUGGUUGUACUGAAUGUGAACCAAGGUUUUAUCAAUAUAAUAUGACUUGUUUUAGUUGUGAUGACACUUGCUACCAAUGUAAUGGCGGAUCAAAUACAAACUGUAUAUCAUGUUUAGAAGGAAUUAGCUUUUUAGAAAAUGGACAAUGUAUAACUUGUGAUAAAAAAUGUAAAAAUAACAGAUGCCAUAAUUCAGAAGGAUGUACUUCCUGUGAAGAUAAAUACUUCGUUAAAAAUAAAAGAUGUGUUUCUUGUCAUUCAACUUGCAAGACGUGUGUUGGUGAACUCGAAACAGAUUGUAAUAGUUGUGAAAAGGGAUGGUAUUUGGACAAUUCAAAAUGUUUAUCAUGUGACACAAAUUGUAAACAAGAAAAUUGUGAUGUAAACAAUGGAUGUCAAAUAUGCGAAUUUGGAUAUUUCCCUAAUAAUAAAAAGUGUUCUCCAUGCAAUUCAAUUGCAAAUUGUGUUGAGUGCAACCAAAGUGUUGGGUUCCAAUGUACAAAAUGUGGAGACAGGUUCCAAGUUGUAAAUUAUUCGUGUCAAUGUCCAAAUUAUUUAUACCAAAACAGUCAAAACACUUGCAGUGAAUGUUACAAUUUUAAUGACAAUUGUCAAUUAUGUACUAACCAAGAUGACUUUUCUUCAAUUUGUACAAAUUGUUUUAAGCCUUAUAUAUUAACCAAUUCCAAAUGUAAAUUGUGUAUGAAUGGUUAUUACUAUUCAAAUAAGAAAUGUUUUGUUAAUGAUGAUGGGUGUGAACGUCAAAUUGAAAAUGGUCAUUGUGUAAAAUGUAAUAGUAGUUUUUAUUUACGAGAGAACAAAUGUCUUCCAAUAAUUGAAAAAUGUUUAACCAAUUCAAUAAUAAAAUGCCAGGACUGUCUAAAUGGAAUUUCUAUCGACAGCAACUGUGGGUUGUAUUCGGAAUGCAAGUAUUAUCUAAAACAAAUUAUUAAAAAUCAAUGUCUUCAGUGUUUUAAUAAUCAAACUCUUAUAAAUGGAAAUUGUUCUGUUGUGACAAAUAGUCACUUCAUCAUCAAUAAUGUGAUUAUCAAGUGUGAUAAGAAUGAAUAUUUGAACAAUACCAAUUUGUGUACUCAAUGUAAAAACUCUUUAUUAUGUAAUUUUGAAAACAGUACAAUCAAAGAUAUUUUAUGUGAUAAAGACAAAGUGAUUGAUACAACCGAAAUUAAAUGCGUUGAAAAUAAUAAGUGUGAUUUGAUAAUAUCAAGUGAUUGUAUACAAUGCAAAUUGCAAAACAGUUUUAUUUCAAUGAAUCAAUGUUCCGCGUGUAACGAUAACAAUUGUAAAUUAUGUACAAAGAAAUAUUGUGUAAAAUGUAAAUCAGAAUACUUAUUAGUUAAUUCAAAUAAUUGUCAACAUAUAAACAGUUUUAUGUGUGUUAAAAGUAAUUCACAAAAUUGCAUUCAAUGCGAUAUUUCUUACGUUCGAUCCGGAAAAAACAAUGAAACAACUUCAUAUUGUCAGAAACUUGAAAAUAACAUUAAAUAUGCGUUAAUAAGAGAAAACAACACUUCAGUAACAAUUAAAGAAUGUGAAAACAACUAUUAUUUAUUUGAAAAUGAAUGCACUUAUGGUGAAUUUUCGACAAUUUCCAAAAGUGAAAAGGAAACGAAUUGUCAAGUAAGAACACAAAAGGGGUGUGUGUCAUGUUUAAAUGGUUUUUAUUUAAAUCAUGAAACGUGUGUGAAAUGCAUAAAUGAUUGUCUGAAUUGCGUCAAUGAUAGUUACUGCCUUACUUGUGAUAAAGACACCCACUUUUUGAAUGUUUAUUCUAAAUGUGAGUCAACAACUGAUUUAAAUAAAAAGUGCAAACUUCCAAUGCCACAAAAUAUAGGAUGUGCUAUAUGUAACGACUCGUUUUAUCGAGAAAAGAAUGACUGUUUGGAGUGUCACAGAUCAUGUAAAACGUGUAAGUCAAAAGAAAAAUGUAUUUCAUGUCAAGAAAACUAUUAUUACAUUUCCUCUGAAUCUUCUUUGUGCCAACCAUAUGAUACUUUAACUUUUUGUAUCAAUAAAACACAAAGUGGUUGUGUUGAAUGCCAAAUUGGAUACUAUCUAGACAAUUAUGUUCCUCGAUGCAGGAUUUGUAUGAACAAUUGCACGUCUUGUCUAAAUCAAAAUAGUUGUUUUGUUUGCAACGAGGAUAAUGUGUAUAUUAACAACACCUGUGUUCAUUUCUCGAAUAUUAAGAAUUGUAUUUCAUCAAAGAAUAAUUAUUGUUCGAUGUGUGUUGAUGGUAAAAAGGUUGGUGGUGAUGAAUUGUCUUGUGAGAAUCAAGUUAAUUUGGGUCUUGCCAUAGGGCUUCCUGUGAUGUUUAUGUUGUUAAUCAUUAUAACAAUAUCAGUAAUAAUAGUAGGACUGUUUUAUUUGUAUCAACACUUCAAAGAACAAAAGAAAAUGCAAAAUGUCUGUGUUUUUAAAAUGAGUCGGUCGAAUGUCAUUUUCUAUAAAGUGAAUGAUUGGCUUGUUUCUAACAAAGAAAUCCUUAUUUUUGAAGAUGAAGACAACGUAAAUAAAGAAAUUUGUGUUGGUAAAGAAACACGUGAACUUCUCUGUGUUGGGAACAAAUCAAACCAUGUUGUGAAAUUACAAUUUAGUGUGAUGAAAGGGUGUGAUUAUUACACGAUACAAACCGAACCGAAGUUAGUCCACUUAAAAAGUGGAGAAGCUUGUGAAUUUGAGAUUUUUUUGACACCACUUUGUUCAUGUAAAAUUGAAGAGCAAAUAGUGUGUAUUGGUCUUGACAUUCAAAAGGGAGUUGAAAUGACAGACAAUAUUAAAAUCUCUGCCAAAACUCAAUUAACAACACGACUGGAUUAUCAUGAAUUACACGAACAAAAGAAACUUGGUGAAGGAUCUUUUGGAAUAGUCUAUUUGGGAGAAUUCAGAGGAUUAAAAGUGGCAAUCAAGAAGCUGAGAGAGGGUUGCAGUGAUGAAGGCAAAGUCCGUGAAUUUGAAAAAGAGGUUCAAAUGCUUGACAAAUUCCGAAGCGAUUAUUUAGUCCAUUUUUAUGGAGCUGUAUUUAUACCAAACAAAAUCUGUAUGGUGACCGAAUUUGCGACUUUCGGGAGUCUCAACGACUUGAUGAAGAAAAAACGAGAACAAUCGCCUCGCAUGGCAGUUAAAAUGAAAUUCAUGUUAGACAUGGCAAAUGGUAUCGUGUACCUUCACUCCAAUGGAAUUGUUCAUAGAGAUAUUAAGCCUGACAAUUUACUGGUAUUUUCGUUGGACUUAGGGACAACAAUCAACGCAAAGUUGACUGACUUUGGAUCGGCGAGAAAUAUCAACAUGUUAAUGACAAACAUGACAUUUACAAAAGGAGUUGGAACACCGAAAUAUAUGUCUCCUGAAGUACUAAACAAAGAGAAGUAUAAAAUGCCGAGUGACAUCUUUUCCUUUGCAAUUAGUAUGUAUGAGUGCUUUACAUGGAAAGAUCCUUACCCAAAAGAAUUUUUCAAGUUUGCGUGGUCUAUAGCAGACUUUGUUGCUUCAGGAAAGCAUUUGCCCAAAGUCGAAUGUAUUGACGAAAAAAUAUAUUCUUUAUUGGAAAUAAAUACUCCAAACAGAAGAAACCCUGAGGGUAUAUAUAGAGAAUCCAACUUGUUAGUCAUUGAGUCUCAGAUGGGAAAGCAAGCCAAAGAUAAAGCCUCAAAGAAAGCUGCCAAGCCAGCCGUGAACAACUUCCCAGACAUUUUGAUGCCAUCCGCUGAAGAUAUCAAGAUGAUGGUUGCCUGCAGAGUCCAUAUUGGAGCCACCAACGAGAACUAUGCCAUGAAAGGAUACGUCUAUGAGAAGGGAACCAAUGGCGAGUGCAUUUUCAACUUGAUGAAGACAUGGGAGAAGUUGAGCCUUGCUGCUCGUGUUAUAGCUGGUAUUUCAAUUGAGAACCCAAGUGACGUAGUUGCCGUCGCUGGUCGUGAAAUGGCGCACAGAGCCUCAUUGAAGUUCAUGAAAUACACCGGAUGCACCUCCGUCGUUGGAAGAUUCACUGCUGGUACCUUCACCAAUCAGAUCCAAAAGAAAUUCAUGGAGCCACGUGUCAUCAUCGUCUCCGACCCAGCUGUUGACUCUCAAGCCUUGUUGGAAUCCGGAUACAUCAACGUCCCAACCAUCGCUUUUUGCAACUCAGACUCAGACACCACUAACGUCGAUAUUGCCAUCCCAUGCAACAACAGAUCAAGACUCUCUAUUGGUCUCAUGUGGUGGAUGCUCACCAGAGAAAUCCUCAGAUUCAGAGGUGAACUCGCUAGAGACAAGACUUGGGAAGUCGUCGUCGACUUGUUCUUGCACAGAGAACUCGACGCUAAGAAGGAAGUCUCCGCUCUCGCUGAUAACACUGAGAAGAAGGAAGAGAACGUAGUCGCCCCAGCAAAGGCUGAAGAGAAGAAGGAAGCCGUCAAGGCAACCGUCGCCUCAAGCGAAUGGGAAGACCAAAAGAAGGAAGAGAAAAAGAACUAA